CAUGACAGGGUGGCAGCAUGACACACAGCCAGGCUAUUUAUGACAGCUCGCUUCAGGUCGCCAGUGCUUUUGGUUUGAAGCAUGACGGCGUGGAGCGAGAAGCAGCGCGUCACGGCUUCCGCUUCCGUCUAUUGGUGUUUUGAGAUGACGACACGUUAUGGUUUUAUGUUAACGGUAUUUGUCAGUAUAUAUAUUUAGAGAGUGAUGUCUUAAAAUGAAAUUGUUGUUGAAUAGUGGUUAUCGAUUUCAUAUUAUUUUGUAAGCACGCAGUGCAGUUUAUUAACCGUGUCUAGCUUAACGUUGGCAUUGUACGGAAAGUCAAUGUGCGUAACGUCUGAGUAGCUGAAGCUGUUUCUGUUAACACGAUGCUGCAGAGCUCCUUUUCUGUUUUAAGGGUGACUUUUGGACCAGUUUGGGACUGUCUUAUAAGUGGGCUGUUCUUCGAUCGUGUGCCACCCUGUCUUAUGAGAUAAUGUGCACUUUUCAUUCAGUUGGCUAGAUACCGAGUCAUGCAGCAAGACAGCGCCUGUUCUGCUUCCUACGCAGGACAUUAAAACACGGCGAAAGGGCAAAACAGUUUUUCAUAAGCUUUAAUCAUUAAUUCGCGAAUUACUACGGUGCCAUCUGUCUGCUGGAGACGGUAGUCAGGUUAAUGGAGGUGGAGGAAAACAACGAACAACUCGACGAAGGCAAAUGGCAACUCCUGGGGUGGACGUUCCUGGCAGUGGUAGCGCCGGUGAUCAUUACUCUGUGGUGCAGUAUACAGCGCUCCAAACGCAAGACGCUCAUACGGGAAAUAUUCCGGAAAAGCAAACACGGCUGGCACUACACCGACCUCUUCAGCAAACCGACGUAUUGCUGCGUGUGCUCGCAGCACAUCCUGCAGGGCGCUUUUUGUGACUGCUGCGGGCUCUGCGCAGACGAGCAGUGCCUGCGCGCGGCCGACCGCAACCUGCAGUGCAAGGAGAUCGCGGCCCCGCCGCGAGAGGACGGUGCGCUGGCGCACCACUGGGUCCGGGGCAACGUGCCGCUCUGCAGUUACUGCGCGGUGUGCAAGCAACAGUGCGGCACGCAGCCCAGCCUGUGCGACCUAAGGUGCAUUUGGUGUCAAACCACGGUGCAUGACGACUGUAAGGCCGGGCUGGGGGACGAGGACCGCUGUGACCUGGGCGAGUUCCGCAGCCUCAUCAUCCCGCCGCAUUAUCUCCACCAUGUCAACAAGCUGCGUCGCCGGCACCCUGACGAGUACGUCAAGUUGGCAGUGCUCUGUGGAAGCGGGUGGACGCCAGUGCUCGUCCUGGCAAACACGCGCAGUGGCAACAACAUGGCCGAGGCUCUGCUGGGAGAGUUUCGCAUCCUGCUGAACCCCGUCCAGGUGUUUGAUCUGACCAAGCUGCCGCCGGCCAGGGCCCUGCAGCUGUGCACUCUGCUGCCGCCGGGGAGCGUGCGCGUGCUGGUGUGCGGGGGGGACGGCACCGUGGGCUGGGUGCUGGACGCCAUCGACACCAUGAAGCUCAAGGGCCAAGAGCAGUUUAUCCCAUGGGUGACUGUCUUGCCCCUCGGCACAGGGAAUGACCUGUCCAACUCGCUGGGCUGGGGGGCGGGCUAUGCUGGAGAGAUACCCGUCGAGCAGGUGUUGAGGAACAUCAUGGAUGCUGAGGUGGUCAACAUGGACAGGUGGAAAGUCCAGGUGGCUUCAAAAGGAUACUAUUUCCGGAAACCAAAAGUUCUGUCCAUGAACAACUAUUUCUCUGUGGGCCCAGACGCUCUGAUGGCCCUGAACUUUCAUGCCCAUCGUGAGAAGACGCCUUCAUUCUUUUCCAGUCGCAUCAUCAACAAGGCAGUUUACUUUCUGUACGGGACCAAGGACUGCUUGGUGCAGGAGUGCAAAGAUCUGGAUAAAAAGAUUGAGCUGGAGCUGGAUGGGGAGAGGGUGAACCUACCCCGCCUGGAGGGGAUAAUCGUCUGUAACAUCGGCUACUGGGGGGGUGGCUGCCGUCUCUGGGAAGGAAUGGGGGAUGAGCCGUGCCCGCCAACGCGUUUGGAUGACGGCCUGUUGGAGGUGGUUGGGGUGUUCGGGUCCUUCCACUGUGCCCAGAUCCAGGUCAAACUAGCCAACCCUGUGCGCCUGGGCCAGGCUCAUACAGUGCGGUUGGUGCUGAAGAGCUCCCGGAUGCCCAUGCAAGUGGAUGGUGAGCCCUGGGCCCAGGGGCCGUGUACGAUCACCAUCACACACAAGACUCGGGCACCCAUGCUGUACCACAGCCUGGAGCAGACUGAUGAUGAGGAGGACGACGACUCCAGCUGCUCUGACACGGACGCCCUCAAAACCGUUGCCAAACCAGCAGAGCUAGUCAACCAUAUGUAGCGUAGACACCUCUCCCCCCUCCAGUCAUCUGUAGGUUCAGUCCGGCCCUUCAGCAGCCCCUCCAAUGCCUGCACACUCCCAAGGAUGUUCUGUCACAGAGGAUGGGUGGGGGGGAGGUCUGAUCGAUCAUGACUUGUGCUGUACUCAGUUGUCAGGGUAUGAUUUUUGCACUGAUUCCAUUUGCCACUGUUGCCAUGAGGCCAUCGUCUUGCCUGACCACGACUGACUGCAAAGGGAGUGGUUACCUUUGUAUAGCCCAGGCUUAGCACUGACUAAUAAGGCAAAUAAGACUAAUCUUCAGGGCACUGUGUUUACCUUUUGAAAGGUAGAGGUGUUGCCAGCACACUGGAGAGUUUAAUUGCCAUGCUGUGAGUCUCAGUCAUACAUGUCUCAGUACAUUGCGCACUGCGUGCACCACCUCUCGUGAUUCGGGCUCAGCUGUCUGGGUGGUUGAGAUAAUACUACACUAGGGGAUCCCAACGUUUUGAUGUCUGCAGACCUGUAAAACAGGCAGCGGCUCCAGCAGUAACAUUUUCCAAGCAGGAGUACACAAUGUAUGGAAAUACAGGACGAGUCUUGUAUUUUUUUUGUGGAUCUGUAUAGGACACGGCGUCUUGUUCUGUAGUGUGGGGUGAUCCCGUAAUAAUCAGGGCAGGUGGCAACUGUUCACCCAGCAUGUCGUGGCAGGGUUCAGUACGGGUCACAGACCAGUACCGGUCCUUGGACUGGGACUUGGGAACCUCCGCACCUCUUCCCAGACAGCUUACAAAGCAGCUCACCACAGUGAGAGUACUGACAUCUUCAGUGCUACUGUUUAGUGUUGCGCUUGUUCAUUUCUGUUGCACUGCUCCGUAUAAUAUUCUUACUUAGUAUCAGAUAACUCUGGUUCUCCUUGGUUGUGGAGAAAAGGUAGUUUACACAAAAAAUGUCAUUCCCACCAAAGAGGAAGUUUAUUUAUGAAAUGUCUAUAUAUAUAUAUAUGUUUGUGUUCACUGUAUGGCAUGUCAUAUUUUCUGAUUAUAUACCGAUUCAUUUAUGUGGAGAAAUCUUGCCGCUCCAGCUUAUUAUAGGUAUGAGGUAACUGCCUACUGAGCUGCCCAGGAUAUAUAAAGAAACAAUCCCAUUCAUUAAGGGUCUGAUCUGAGCAGUGGUGCAGCUUGUAUGCGGCAUAUACCCUGCGUUUGUGUUCUUGCACUGCACUGAUGGGUAAAUAGCAGAACACUACCUCUCCAAAGGAUUUAAAUGACCUGUCGGGUGAAUAAAUGAAUUCACUCCCUUAUUGUUAUUGGAUAGAAUUUAAGUAAUUUACCUGGGCUAAUGUGCUGGGGGCACCGAGAUGAUAUUUUAUGCAAUGAUGUUGAUGAUCUCGUAAUGUCUAAGACAACCGAUUAUGAUAAUGCUUUCUGUGUGGCUUCAUAACAUCUCAAGAAGCUAUGUAUCAUUUAUGAAUGUUUGCAAACUGAGUGGCUCGUGUUUGAGCUCCGCCUGUUUACAACUGGCGUUGGCACCUGGCGCGCAGUACAUGAAAGUCUUCUGUAUGACUGCGUAUAAAAUGUCUGUGUUGUCUGUCCUCUCACACGCAUAUGACAUGAAAACACUUCUGAAGAAAGCAAUGAGGCCUUUUGGAUCUCGGUUAGUUAUGUUUACAAGUCGCUGAUAACAUUUUAAUGGCCACCUAUCAUGGACAGGGUGGCAGUUGGCCUGGAGCCUGUCACAUACUGUAGAGCACAGAGAUCUGGGCUGGGGUGCAUCUGUCUGAGACGCCGUCCCAUUCCAGGACACAUGGACAAUUACAUGCAGUUUUAUGUAUUAUAGAUGUAAGCAAAUGCAGUAUGUCACUGUUUAGGGAAAAUACAGUUCAUGCCUUGUCAGAUAUUAUGGAAUAUUAUGUGUUUUUGUUUGUGUUUUGGUUCGUGUUGGUCGUUUUGUGAGUUUCUCCACCUCUGGGCCCUGUAUGGCAAAGCAGGAUUUCUUGCUUAGCCAGAAAACUUGUCAGAUUUAAGGUCCCCCAGUUUAAAUGGACUUUAUCUUCAUUCAUUUACAUUUAGUCCAAACUACGUGAAAUCUGACAAGUUAUCUGGCUAAGCAAGAAAUCCUGCUUUGUGUCCCAGGCCCCUGCUCGUUUUUUUGGUGUUUUAAACUCGUGAAGUCCUCACUAUUUAAUGUGGUGUUUGGAAAAUAGUCCUUGAGCCUUCAGGCCUUUUCUCCGCUUGCCUGCAUUCACAUAUUGAGCCACAGAGUGUAAUUUCAAAGCAUUUUGCUUUAACCUUGCAGUAAUUGCACAGUUGUUGCGAUGAUGCAUCCUAUAGCCAGACAUUUUGUGGUGGAGGUGGUGACUGAAUAAAAAUAACAAUUAAAUGAC
This is a messenger RNA of Paramormyrops kingsleyae, 4730 nucleotides long. RefSeq names its product diacylglycerol kinase, epsilon (gene dgke). Gene Ontology annotation, molecular function: ATP-dependent diacylglycerol kinase activity. Gene Ontology annotation, cellular component: membrane. NCBI's taxonomy places the organism in Eukaryota, Metazoa, Chordata, Actinopteri, Osteoglossiformes, Mormyridae. The record is from RefSeq and is a predicted model, not a curated record. Gene Ontology annotation, biological process: phospholipase C-activating G protein-coupled receptor signaling pathway.